Poecilia latipinna (sailfin molly) is the source of this 1222-nucleotide messenger RNA. RefSeq names its product gastrula zinc finger protein XlCGF49.1-like. The record is from RefSeq and is a predicted model, not a curated record. Gene Ontology annotation, molecular function: DNA-binding transcription factor activity, RNA polymerase II-specific; RNA polymerase II transcription regulatory region sequence-specific DNA binding. Lineage: Eukaryota; Metazoa; Chordata; Actinopteri; Cyprinodontiformes; Poeciliidae. The coding region runs from base 567 to 1208 and encodes 213 amino acids. Gene Ontology annotation, cellular component: nucleus. The transcript has 2 exons. Gene Ontology annotation, biological process: embryo development; regulation of transcription by RNA polymerase II.
GCCUGAUUAAAACAUCAGAGUCACAGUGAGCAACGCGCUCAGUGGUGUUCUAGAUCAGCUGGUUAUCGGGUUAACUAGUGUUAAGGUCAGUCUGGUCUUCAGGUUACCUGGUGCUGCUGUUUGAGUGGGUGAAGGUUGUAGGUGUCCUUCUGAUGCCUGAUUAAAUCACGACCUUCAAACCUUCGACCUUCCAUUUCUACUGGUGCUUUAGUUAAAAUGGUAACCAGUUUAACUGAUGCUCUGAUUUGGGGUCAGAUUGGUGUUCUAGUUGAUCUGGACAUCAGUUUAUCUGCGUGAUGUUUAUUAAAACACUGGUAGCAAUCUGACUGGUGUUUUAGUUCGCUUGGUCAUCAGGUUAACCUUGUAGCUGAACAGGUUAUCAGUAGAACUGGUGUUGCAGUGAUUCUAGUCAUCAGUUUAUCUGCUUGUGCUGCUGACAGGGUUUAUGAGGGUUGUCUGCGCUGAUGCCUGAUUAAAAUAAUGCUGUCUGACUGAUUCUUGUUGGCGUUAGAUUGUGGUGAAGGCGACCCACCACCACACAUUUUUAAAAGCAGAGCACAUUCAAGAUGCUCAAAGUAGUAAAUGAGGUGGAAUCGGAGAAACCUGAGAACCAGGAGGGGAAACACCACUGCUGUUCUCACUGUGGGAAGGUCUUCAGCAGAGCGUGUGGCCUGUGGAGACACCAGAAGAUCCACAGAGGGGAGAAGCCGUACAGCUGUGGUGAGUGUGGGAAAACGUUCAGCCAGGCGGCCCACCUGAAGCGGCACCAGAACAUCCACACCGCGGAGCAGAGCUUCCUCUGCCCGCUGUGUGGGAACAGCUUCACCCAGAGGGAAACCCUGAAGCUGCACCUGGAGCGUGUCCACGGCCGCCUGCAGCCCUACGGCUGUCAGGACUGCGGGAAACGUUUCUCCAAGCGCAGCAACCUCAAGGUCCACCAGCUGCUGCACAGCGGAGAAAAGCCACACGCAUGUGAGGCCUGUGGGAAGACAUUCAGGGACCGCAGCCACCUGAGGAACCACCGGGUCACCCACAGCGGGGAGAAACCCUUCUGGUGCGAGGAGUGUGGGAAGAUGUUCACCCGGCCCGGUUCCCUGAGGAAACAUCAGAGGAGCCACACCAGGGAGAGACCGUACUGCUGCGACCGCCGGGUCAACCUGGAGCAUCAAUGUUCUGCAGAUGAAAUGUUUUGUUCUGAGCCAAAAUAAAGAUUUAAAAUCAG